Molecule: messenger RNA, 1006 nt
Organism: Stomoxys calcitrans (stable fly)
Lineage: Eukaryota; Metazoa; Arthropoda; Insecta; Diptera; Muscidae
Gene: Hand
Product: heart- and neural crest derivatives-expressed protein 2
Exons: 5
Coding region: 115-879 (254 amino acids)
Biological process (GO): regulation of transcription by RNA polymerase II; developmental process
Molecular function (GO): RNA polymerase II transcription regulatory region sequence-specific DNA binding; protein dimerization activity; DNA-binding transcription factor activity, RNA polymerase II-specific
Source: RefSeq, a predicted model, not a curated record
UCAUGAAAAAUUAACAUAAGUGGAAAUAAAAACAAAACAUAUAAAAAUAUCAAUUUAAUCAUCAGUUAUAAAAAAGAUUUAAAAGAAAUACAAAGAUUUGAAACUAAAUAAAAAAUGUCUAAAUACGAAACGCAAAUUUGUCGCGAACCUUCGCCGUUUUAUCAAAAUGAUAAUAUAUUUUAUAACAAUAGUUAUCGUUUAAUGGAUAUGAAUGCAAUUGAACAUACAUGGAAUACACCAUCUUAUUGUGCCGACACUAAACAUCAUACUUCCCAUCACCACAAUAUCCAUCAUCAUCAGCAAUCACCACAGGACUGUUGUCAAAAUGUCGCAACGACGACCACAACAACGUGUACGCUGACCGCAAAUAUCAAUGCAAACAAUUACUAUCGAUCGCCCAGUUAUUGCCCUGCAUCGUCAUCGGAUCUGGAAGAUGUGGAGAGUCAGUUUCAUGAUAGUCUUUUCCCGAAUGACUCGCCCAAACCCCAUACGAUUUCUGCCCCUGCACCGGUUCGUGUUGUAAAAAAAAGAAAUACAGCAAAUAAGAAAGAACGACGACGUACACAAAGCAUAAAUAAUGCAUUCUCCUGUUUACGUGAUAAAAUACCAAAUGUUCCUUCGGAUACAAAACUAUCGAAGAUAAAAACUUUAAAAUUGGCCAUACUCUAUAUACGAUAUCUAGUCGAAGUUCUGGAUGGUGAUCAAGAUCCAAACAGUGGUUUUCGUGCUGACCUAAAGCCAUUGCAUCGCAAAAAUUCCCACGAAAAGAGAGCGUACAUCAGAAAUGAAGCAACAAAGUCUGCAAAUCGUCAAAGUAAAGGAAGAACUGGUUGGCCACAAGAUGUUUGGGCUUCCGAACUUAUUCCAGAGCAAGAGUAAUUAAUACAUACAUACGUCGAAAAUUCCCUACAAUGGUUCUGAUAUUGUAUACAUCUUAAAACCUAUGGAUUCCUUAAUUUAUUAUUCCUUAAAUAAAAAAGAACAAAGUCUCGUAGUUUUAAAACAA